Molecule: messenger RNA, 2150 nt
Organism: Oncorhynchus kisutch (coho salmon)
Lineage: Eukaryota; Metazoa; Chordata; Actinopteri; Salmoniformes; Salmonidae
Product: protein LRATD2-like
Exons: 1
Coding region: 478-1341 (287 amino acids)
Source: RefSeq, a predicted model, not a curated record
CUGCCUGCAGUCGAAUCCACAGUUACUCCGCAGGCUUCGCUAUCGCCUCUGUGUUGUUGACGGAAACUAUUCAUGCAGCCUACUUUGUCAGCGAGCACGGACAUAACAUACAUUUAGUCAUCGGGCACGAAGAGCCUGUAGCCUAUUGAUCGAUCUAAUCGUAUUGUGCAUGAUGUUCUAACUUUACGCACGUAGAAUAGACUAGGCAACAUCAAUCCACAUCAAGGCACUUGUUGAUUUGAAUAGGCUUCCUCACAGCCGUCCGCUGCUUGGGAGUACUACUUAGUUUUUUGGGGGGGGUGACCUGCGGCUACAAAUGGAUCGUAGUCCAUUGGGAGGUUGUCAUUAGUUUACCCAGGUUGUGUGUUACAGAGGCGGCUACAGAUGGCGAUGAUCCUCGGCUUUUAAGAGGUGGACAGCCCGGCAGCAUCCUUCAGGAACGUCAACAUCUUCACUAUCAGCUACCAGGGAGGGGGCAUGGGCAACCAGGUGGAUAAAAUGAAACUGUCACAUCUAAGUUACGCAGAAGUUCCCACAGUGGACCCCAACGGGCUGGACACUGAGGAGGGUCCUCGGAUCGGAGUGUCAUACAUUUUCUCAACAGAUGACGAGGAACAGGAGGGUGAAAACAGUAACGUAGACGGAGCAGAUAAGGAGCACCACACUGGUACAGAACAGAAACACUACGACAAGCGCAACGAGGUGGAUUGCGCUGUUUACCACCGCGAGGAAUGUAUUUAUGAGAAGAGCGUCAAGACCGCGGGCAUGGAAAUAUACUCCCCCGAGAAUCUACUACACAAAUGCAAGGCAGGUGACCUGGUGGAGUUUGUAACCACGGGGCAGUACCCCCACUGGGCGGUGUAUGUCGGUGACUUCCAGGUGGUGCACCUGCACAGAGCAGAGAUAAAGAACAGCUUCCUGACAGACGCCAGCCAGGGAAGGAGAUGUAGGAUAGUCAACGAGCUGUAUAAAUUCAAAGCCCUCAGCGCCGAGAUGGUGGUUCAGAACGCUAUGGAACAGGUAGGAGCUAAAGACAGAGAGUUGAGCUGGAGAAAUUCAGAGUGCUUUGCCGCUUGGUGCAGGUUUGGCAAACGGGAGUUCAAAAUGGGCGGGGAGAUCCGGAUAGGAAAACAGCCAUACAGGUUAAAGAUCCUGAUGUCAGAUAAACAGUCUCACUUGCUGGAGUUUCAGUGUUUAGAGGACUUGGUCAUGGAGAAGAGGAGACACGACCAGGUGGGAAGGACAUCAGUGGUCCAGGAGCUGGCCAAUCAUUUGAACAGUGUGGAAGAGAUCAAAAGGAAUCCACUCAGUGAUCCAAUAACUGCACAGAUUGCUCGGUGAUCUGAUGGAUUUAAGAUGAUGAUGUCCCUUUCCUAUCUAAUCACAGACCACUAAGUGGAGUACCAAACACACAUUUUAUAAUACAUGUUGAUUAAUAGAAUCAAAUGGCACAUUCUGUUUUUUGAAGAAUAGAAUCAAAUGGCACAUUCUGUUUUUGAUGAAUAGAAUCAAAUGGCACAUUCUGUUUUUUGAUGAAUAGAAUCAAAUGGCACAUUCUGUUUUUGGAUGAAUAGAAUCAAAUGGCACAUUCUGUUUUUGGAUGAAUAGAAUCAAAUGGCACAUUCUGUUUUUGGAUGAAUAGAAUCAAAUGGCACAUUCUAUUUUUUGAUCAAUAGAAUCAAAUGGCACAUUAUGUUUUUGGAUGAAUAGAAUCAAAUGGCACAUUCUGUUUUUGGAUGAAUAGAAUCAAAUGGCACAUUCUAUUUUUUGAUCAAUAGAAUCAAAUGGCACAUUAUGUUUUUGAUGAAUAGAAUCAAAUGGCACAUUCUGUUUUUGAUGAAUAGAAUCAAAUGGCACAUUCUGUUUUUGAUGAAUAGAAUCAAAUGGCACAUUCUGUUUUUUGAUUGAUGGAGAAAAUUGUCUCAAAGGUGCAGAAUAUGAUUUGUUUAUGGAUCAUAAUGAUUGACAUGAUAAUAUACUUUGCAUGUUUUCAUGUCUCUAACAGGAAACUAUCAUACAAACAUACCUAUAUGCGUAAGGUUAUCUCAUUCUGAUGAAAACAUGUUGCAGAGCAUAGGUUGAUCAAUCAUCUCGCUUAUUGUACCGUACCAAUCAUCUGAGUCAAGUAAAUUAUCAUUACAUCUUUGCAA